AUGGGUAGAGGGAAGGUUGAGCUGAAGAAGAUAGAGAACAAAAUAAACCGGCAAGUUACAUUCUCUAAAAGAAAGAAUGGUUUGGUGAAGAAAGCUCGUGAACUCUCAGUACUGUGUGAUGCUGAGGUUGCUCUUAUCAUUUUCUCAAGUCGUGGCAAACUCACUCAAUUUGCAAGUGCUGGUUCUGGCAUUACCAAAACCCUUGAACGAUAUCAGAGGUUCUCUUUUACACAUCUAGACAACAAUGUUGAACGUGAAACUCAGAGCUGGUACCAAGAAGUGUCAAUGCUCAAGGCAAAAUACGAGUCUCUUCAAAUGACACAAAGGCAUUUGCUUGGGGAAGAUCUUGGACCCCUGAACAUAAAAGAGCUGCAAAAUAUUGAGAAGCAACUUGAAGGGGCUUUAUCACAAGCUCGGCAGAGGAAGACACAAAUUAUGAUUGAACAAAUGGAAGAGCUUUGGAUAAAGGAACGCCAUCUUGGAGACAUAAAUAAGCAACUUAGACUAAAGCUUGAAGAAGAUGGAUUUAAUCUUAAAGCAAUUGAAAGUCUGUGGAGCUCUACCUCUGUUGCUUCUGAAGAUGGCAGCUUUCCCUUUCUGCAUUCUCAAAUCAAUCCCAUGGAUUUCCAAGCUGAAUCUUUCUUGCAAAUAGGGUACUCUCAAGCUGAGCCAUCUAAUGUUCCAAGGAACAUGGCUGAUGAGACUAACUUUAUCCAAGGAUGGAUUAUUUGA
Molecule: messenger RNA, 732 nt
Organism: Abrus precatorius (Indian licorice)
Lineage: Eukaryota; Viridiplantae; Streptophyta; Magnoliopsida; Fabales; Fabaceae
Product: agamous-like MADS-box protein AGL6
Exons: 8
Coding region: 1-732 (243 amino acids)
Biological process (GO): positive regulation of transcription by RNA polymerase II
Cellular component (GO): nucleus
Molecular function (GO): protein dimerization activity; DNA-binding transcription factor activity, RNA polymerase II-specific; RNA polymerase II cis-regulatory region sequence-specific DNA binding
Source: RefSeq, a predicted model, not a curated record